GUUAUGAAAUAAAGAAGAUUUUGAAGCAAAUUUGAUGAAGAUUUAACAACAACCUGAUUACACUGAAUAACAAGUUAAACUAGAACUAACACUAUCACUAGAACUAACACUAGACUUAGAACUAGAACUAAGAAACUUUUUAGUUUAGUCUCAAAAGUAAAGAAUAUUAAUAGAACAUGAAUAUAUUAAACUCGUUAUCCCCAAAACCUUAUUACAUCCUGAAAUGAAGAAUAUAUAGUGUUGAAUCGUCCAGGUGGGAAAUACUGGUAGUCGUUGUCGCCGAAGGAAUUGACGGGAAUAGGGAUAAGGGAAGGUCAACGGGAGGGUAGAAUCGUCGCCGCCGCCGCCAGCCUUAACCUUAACCCGCGGCAGCAUCCACCAAUUGCGCUGGAGGUCGCCCGUGACGUCACGGGGGUGCGUACGACGGUAGCACCAAGUUUACUGCCAUCCACUACUGCAGCCAGCCGACUAGAGGUGUACACUCUCACACUCACUCAUCCACCGACCAUGGGACUAGUGAGAACCCCAGCAGGACUAGUGCCAGCAGGAAACCAACUACCACCAGAAGAAGUUAACGGUUCAAAUAUUUUAUUACAAGAUAAUAACGUUGAAGUGUGGAAAGAAGCUUUACCAUAUCAAUUAGUAAUCGGAAUAAUAAUUUUCGUGAUGGCUUUAGUUCUUUUCGCGGCUGUUAGUUAUCAAUGUGCCGCGACGUGGAGAUGGAUUUUAGAUAGAACUUGUCGGGAUCCUUUCGAAGGCGAAGAUGGGCUCUCGUCGUCGAAACAACCCGCCAUUCAAAUCAGUCAUUCUUUACCCGAUUUGCAAACGGAACCAUUAAAACAAGAAUACGUUCAAGAUCAUAAAGAAGCAGCAAAAAAGGUCCUCAGACAGACGACUUUACCAAUAGUUCCGACGAGACAUCAAACAUUCCAAAGGCAGCUAUCUCAUCGGCUGGAAAUGCCGGCAACAAUUCAAUUCAGUAUAUGCAGUCUUGAACACAAAAACGAUUCGAGUAUUAUUGGGUUAAUAAAGCCGGAGCUUUACAAAAAAGAUUUAGUUCGACAAGCUUCCACGGAAAGCGGAGGUCCCGAUAUGGAAUAUUGCGGAAAAUUGCAUUUCGCACUCCGAUAUGAUAAAGAUGUUGAAGGACUCGUUGUUAAAGUUCUUGAAUCCCGGGACUUACCUAUAAAGGAUGUAUCUGGCAGCAGCGAUCCAUACAUUAAAAUUUAUCUUCUCCCGGAUCGCAAGAAGAAGUUUCAGACAAAGGUUCACCGUAAGAAUCUUAAUCCCGUUUUCAAUGAAACAUUUAUCUUUAGCGUUUCUUACGAUGACUUAAAACAACGUUACAUCCAGUUUUCAGUCUACGAUUUUGAUAGAUUUUCAAGACAUGAUCUCAUUGGGCAUGUUGUUCUUAAAGGAUUAUUAGACAAUACUGAUUUACAACAAGAAAUUGAGUACACAAUGAAUAUUCUUUGUCCACCUCAGGAUAAAGUUGAUUUGGGGGAAAUAAUGUUAUCAUUGUGUUAUUUACCAACUGCUGGAAGAUUAACAUUAACCGUAGUGAAGGGACGAAAUUUAAAAGCAAUGGAUAUCACUGGCAAAUCAGACCCUUACGUAAAAGUAUAUCUUUUAUGCCAAGGAAAACGAAUAAAAAAGAAAAAAACCUCUGUGAUGAAAAACACUUUAUCUCCAGUUUAUAAUGAGGCGAUGGUCUUUGAUGUUCCCGCUGAAAAUAUAGAGGAUGUCAGUAUAAUUAUUAAAGUUUUCGAUUACGAUCGAAUUGGUUCUAAUGAGCUAAUGGGUUGUACAGCAAUCGGGUCGAGUUUUAUUGGGAUAGGAAGAGAACAUUGGAUGGAGAUGUUGGAUAAUCCAAGGAGGAAUGUUGCCCAAUGGUACCCUUUAAUGGAAUCUAUACCGGGAUUCAUCCCACAAACUAAUUCAAAUCAAUUGAGAUUAAGUUGCAUUAAUGCCAGGUGAAAGAAAAUUCGCAAAAAUAAAAAGGAAGCGACGUGAAUAAAGAAUCGUUAAAUAAAGGAGUUAUAAAGAAAAAGAUUUUGGAAGAUUUCGAAUAAAAAUAUAAAAAAAUCAAUGUUAAAACUUAUAAAGUAACAUGUAUUCGAAAAGAGUUUGUAUUAUCAUUAUAAUUUAAGAUUUUCUGUGUACAUAACCUAAUUAAUUUCCAAAGUUAUGCAACCAAACAUGCUUAAUUGUAUCAUUGGUUGCAUUUGACAUACACAUUUUAAUUUAAUCUUUCUUUAAAUUAAAUUAAAUAGCAAAAUAAGAAACAACACCUUUAAAACAACCCUCCAACUGUUUAUUUUUAUUCAUCAUACACCUAACUAUCCUUAAAACAAUUUAAUCUCCUCAAAAUACCUCUCCAAUUAGCACAAUCAAAUUUAAAGACACAAGUUGGAUUGUUUAUUAGGUGUUAUUUCUUUUUAUCGAUAUAUUUAAUAGUGAUAAGAUGUACUAACUUCUGUGUUAGAUGUCAAAAAAAAUGAGGAAAUGUUAAGCUCAAAGUGAUCGCGCAAUACUAAUUGAAAUAAAAAUUGAGUGAAAAUUGAAGUAGUUUUGAAGAAAAAUUAAAUAAAAUAAGUGUAAUAUUAUAAGAAAACUUUAAAAACAUGGUAACAAUAAUGUAGGAUGUAUAAAAAAGAAAAUGAUGGUUGUUUAUUAAAUUCUAAACAAUUCUGUACUAAAAAGAAAAAUAAAUACACAUUUACAUAAAAAUAUAAUUGAAGAGAAGAUAUUUUUGUAUAUUUGUUUUAAGACUAUUUUACGAUUCUAAGGUGUGGAUUUAGCACACCAACUACAUGUUAACUGGAACUCAAAUAUUUAUUUUAUUGUACUCUAUAAGGAUUUAAGAAUAAACAAUUUCUUUUUUGUAAAAAAAUAAGACUUAAAUGCGUAAAGAAAAUCGUUUUAAAUCGUAUCGUAAUGAAAAGAAGAUCUGUUUAGUAGCAUUUUUAUGUAUGGUGAUUGUUACAAUAAACUUUAAAAACGA
This is a messenger RNA of Onthophagus taurus, 3004 nucleotides long. RefSeq names its product synaptotagmin-10. Gene Ontology annotation, cellular component: plasma membrane; exocytic vesicle. The record is from RefSeq and is a predicted model, not a curated record. Gene Ontology annotation, biological process: calcium-ion regulated exocytosis. Lineage: Eukaryota; Metazoa; Arthropoda; Insecta; Coleoptera; Scarabaeidae. Gene Ontology annotation, molecular function: SNARE binding; calcium ion binding; phosphatidylserine binding.